AUGCUCAAUCAUCGACGACAGCCCUCCAGUAUCAAUAUUCCUUCACCCACUUCACCCCAAGCUAUGCACACCCUCACAAGCAGGCGUUUCAGCUUGCAAUACUCAUCCACCUCGCCAACAUUGCGGACAGCAUUUGACGAGGACACUGAAGAGGUAUUCGAGAAGGAGAAACAGGCCAUUGAGAAGAGUGGUGCUUCCGCUCACUUGGGACACAGUGCCAGUUCUCGUAACAGACAGGAAGUCAUUCAUGCACAUUGGGAUGCAGAUAAGUUUGCACCUCUAGCAAAUGCCAAGGUCCAGAAGCGUGACAAGGAGGUUAUGGUUGACUGUGAUGAGCAAUCUCCCUCAAUAUGGAGUCUCAUGUGCAGCAUAUACCCCACCGUCCCUUGCAAAACACUCAUCUUCAUCGGCCUCAUAACCUGCUGCCUCUCUGGCGCCAUGACCCCCAUCUUCUCCUUCCUUCUCUCCCGCCUCCUCUUUGAAGUGUCCAUUGGCGCACAGGACAUAUCAACCAUCAACAAAUUCGGCGGAAUCCUCGUUGGCAUCGCAGCGAUCGACGGUAUCCUCCUAGGCACCAAGUACUUCAAAAUGGAGAUCUGUGGUAUGUCGUGGGUCAUGCGUAUCCGGUCUAUGGCUCUGUACAAUGUCAUGGUGCAAGACAAGAAAUGGUUUGAUCGCCCAGAGAACGCAGUGAGUAGUGUUUGA
Laccaria bicolor S238N-H82 is the source of this 705-nucleotide messenger RNA. RefSeq lists its product as uncharacterized. Gene Ontology annotation, cellular component: membrane. Gene Ontology annotation, biological process: transmembrane transport. Bases 1 to 705 code for a protein of 234 amino acids. NCBI's taxonomy places the organism in Eukaryota, Fungi, Basidiomycota, Agaricomycetes, Agaricales, Hydnangiaceae. The record is from RefSeq and is a predicted model, not a curated record. The transcript has a single exon. Gene Ontology annotation, molecular function: ATP binding; ABC-type transporter activity.